AUGGCCAUCAUCAGUGGCACCCGGCAGAUUCCCCUGGGUAACAGCCACUUUUCUCUGACAAUACAGGUCAGUUCACUUGUGGCUCAAGUGAUCAAGGACUAUCAGACUGGACCCCUGCCCGACAUCGUGCUUUCGUGCUCCAAGGAGCUAUUGCAUGUCUGUGGCAUGACUCCCCAGGUCUGGCCCAACUGGCAUAGCAUUGGGUAUGACAAUCCCCAUCUCUUGAAGCACAUCUGGUGCCCCAAGCUCCUUGCCUGGGAGGCCUUAGGUGACCAUACCUUUGAUCUCCCAGUUGCUGCUCCUCCCUCCACAGGUCUGAUUCCAGUGGACCUUCCCUUCCCACCCAUUCACACCAGCAAUGUCACUGGUCCCUCCACCAGCACCACCACCAAAUUCUGGGACAAGGGGAAAGGUAAGGCCAUUGAUGCUGACCCGGAGCCUAAGGUGGAAGGGAGUCAGAAGAGGAAGUCUCUCAUGAUUUUGGCACUCUCUUCCCAACUGCUGAAGUCUGUGAUGAAGACUUGCAAGCAUGCAAAGUUGUCUCACUGGGUAAAGUCCAAGCCCCUAGUGGACUUGGAAGAUGAGGAAGACAUGAGUAUUCAGCCAUUUUCUGGUGGAGUGCUGGACAUCAUCCUUCCCCAGCUCUCCAAUUCGCCUAGAUCACCCCAGGUUCUGACCAAAAAGCCCUUUGGCCCUGCUACAGUGAUUGCCAGCAGUCACCCAGCAGUCAUCAAGCCUUCCCAGCCAACUCCUGAAAGCUCAGUGGAGGCACCCCCAGUCAUUGAUGGAGGUGAUAUCCCCAUUCCUGGACCAGUGAAACAACCCAUGCCAGGUUUGCACCAAGCUAAACUGGCCCUGCACAACUUGGUUGGACAAGAGGACUGGGAAUCUGUGUAUGUCAUGCAUCUGCUGCACAACAAAGAAGAUCAAAACAUGAGGUCCAGGACACCCUCCAAGGCUCCCUCCAAAGCUCCCCCUGCCUCCCAAUCCAAGGCCCAAACUUGCACACUUCUGUCUUUGAGUUCAGCAGUCCCUGCUGCAGCACUCGACCUGCCCAUGCCGGAUCUCCAUGCCAUGGCAAUUGCAAUUUUGGAUGGCACAGCUUGCAUUGCCAUUCUCAAGGCUCAUGUGGCAGAGCAGGAUGGUAAGAUUAACACCUUGCAACACCUCCAUGAAGGCCUUAGGCACAAAAUCAUCGACCAGCACCCUGCAUUCCCAAUUCCUGAACCUCUGGCCAAUGCAAUAUCCUUGUUGCUUGAUCAAUCUGUCCCCCCAUCCAUGUCACCAUCUGCAUCUGCACUUCCUCCUCUCAUUGAUCUCUCAAUUGGAGAGAUAAUGCCCACACCCCCAAAAUUCAAGGAUGCCUCUGCCAUUGAGGGCCUCCUGUUUGAGUACAACUGGGUUGUUCAACCAGAGGUUCCAGAUACAUCUGGUGAAAUUGUGGACCUGGGUGAUCCAGGUAACCUGGUCCCAGAAUAUGAUUCUUCUGAUGACAUGGAUGUUGAGGUGAAGGUUGAAGUGUCUUCUGAGGAGGUUGACAUGGCUACAUAA
Suillus subaureus is the source of this 1551-nucleotide messenger RNA. RefSeq lists its product as uncharacterized. The transcript is spliced from 7 exons. Bases 1 to 1551 code for a protein of 516 amino acids. NCBI's taxonomy places the organism in Eukaryota, Fungi, Basidiomycota, Agaricomycetes, Boletales, Suillaceae. The record is from RefSeq and is a predicted model, not a curated record.